GCUCCAAAACUGCAAAUCUUUCAAUACCUACUUCACAUCUGUUCCAUCAGUAUCCCUUUGAUUUCUCCAAUUGGAUUCUGGAGCCAAUGGCCUACAUUUUUCUCAAGUCCUAGCUCAGGUCUGCUUCACAACCACCAGAAGACCCCUAGAUUUCUUAACUUGAAAUCUAAAGCUAAUAGAUAUUGCCAUCUCCAAGCAUCUUCAUCUGUUCCUAUUAGAUAUUUAAAGGAUAGGGUGGAUGAGAGCCAGAGCUUGAGCCUAGAAAGUAUACGACAUUCACUAAUUCGGCAAGAGGAUAGCAUUAUACGCAGCCUUUUGCUGAGAGCACAAUAUUGUUAUAAUGCAGACACGUAUGACCCUGAUGCGUUUUCCAUGGAAGGUUUCAAUGGGUCUUUGGUUGAAUUUAUUGUUAGAGAAACUGAAAAGCUCCAUGCUCGGGUUGGGCGUUACAAGAGUCCAGACGAGCAUGCAUAUUAUCCUGAGCACUUGCCAGAGCCAAUGCUUCCCCCUUUGCGUUACCCACAGGUCCUGCAUCCCUCUGCCGGUUCAAUAAAUAUCAACAGGAAGGUCUGGGAUGGGUAUUUUAAAGAUCUUCUUCCAGAAUUGGUCAAAACCGGAAAUGAUGGCAACUGUGGGUCUGCCGCUGUUUACGACACCAUGUGCUUGCAGGCACUGUCAAGGAGAAUUCACUAUGGAAAAUUUGUGGCAGAGGCUAAAUUUCGAGAAUCCCCUGCUGUCUAUGAGGCUGCUAUCAAGAAGCAAGAUGGGAAGAAACUAAUGGAAUUGCUGACUUAUGAAUUCGUGGAAGCAGCAGUUAAGAAGAGAGUAGAGAUGAAAGCAAAAAUAUUUGGCCGAGACAUAACAAUUGCCUCACAAGUUGAUGAAGCUGAGCCCAUAUAUAAAGUGCAGCCAAGUUUAGUCGUCAACCUGUUUGGCAAUUGGAUAAUGCCCCUCACCAAGGAAGUUCAAGUUGAAUACUUGCUGAGGAGGCUUGAUUAAUGUAUUAUCAUGCAUGCCUCAUCUUUUUUGCAUUUAAGGAACUGGGUUUGAACAGUUUGUUGGACAUCAAUAAAGUCUAGCUUGUAAUA
This is a messenger RNA of Ricinus communis (castor bean), 1088 nucleotides long. Its product is annotated as chorismate mutase 3, chloroplastic. The annotation marks the transcript as partial. Gene Ontology annotation, molecular function: chorismate mutase activity. The transcript has 7 exons. The record is from RefSeq and is a predicted model, not a curated record. Gene Ontology annotation, cellular component: cytoplasm. Gene Ontology annotation, biological process: aromatic amino acid biosynthetic process; chorismate metabolic process. NCBI's taxonomy places the organism in Eukaryota, Viridiplantae, Streptophyta, Magnoliopsida, Malpighiales, Euphorbiaceae.